UUAACGCGCGCUAAAGCAAAAGAAUGCUACAUGUCUUCUCGUGAGAUUGUAACGCUGCAGUUGGGACACUACGCCAAUUUUGUAGGAUCUCAUUGGUGGAAUCUUCAGUGUUCUGAGGGAGAGUUUCUGACUGGCAAGGAAAGAAAUGAAAUUGAUCACAAUGUUCUGUUCCGAUGUAGCAGCACAGCUAAGAAAGAAAGGAUGUACACUCCAAGACUACUAGCAAUUGAUCGAAAAGGAAGUAUAACAGCAAGUCAUCGAUAUGAGGGAAGUGAUGAUAAGACAGAAAUUUUGGAUAAGCUUUGGGAUGGCCGUGUGGUAGAAUAUAUUUCUAAUUCAUGUGAUAAACGUGCAGCAGAAUCAAUGGGAGAUGGAUUGGUAGGGAAUGAUGAAGGCAUGUGGAUAGAUGCUCUUCAUGCACACCUUAAUCCUCAGUCUCUCUACACAAUAUCUAGUGUUCUGCAUGAAGAUGAGUCUCAUCCGUUUGACGUGUUUACUGCUGGUCAGGAAUUAUGGACACGAUCAAAGAUACGAGAUGAGAUUGAAGACAGACUCCAUUUCUUUGUUGAAGAAUGUGAUCAUUUGCAGGGCUUUCACGUGCUGUUCAAUCUCUCAGAUGGCUUCUCUGGUUUGACUUGUGCCAUUCUCGAUUUGUUGGUUGAUGAAUUUCCAUCGUGUGGCUUUUUUACUCCAACCUUUAUCCCUUCAAUCAACACUGUAGACAGAGACGUACGUGCUCUUCACUAUCGACUUUUAACUUCUGGUUUUGCAUUGAGCCAUUGUGCUAGUCUCUCUUCUUCUCUUGUCCUUCCACUUUCACUUUAUGAGGGAUGCUGGAGAUCGUUGGCUUUACCAAGACAUUUUCCUUGUCUCAACUACGAUCCAACCAGUAGAAAUCACACAAGUGCCAUUAUUGCUGCAGCUCUUGAUACCAUGUCUGUUUCAUACAGGGCACAGCACCCUGAGAUUUCACUUCGUGAACUAACAUCAAGCGUAACUUCAAUGGGAAGAUCAGUUGGUAGUUUGCAGCUGUCUUUUCCUUUUCCCAUUUCUACUGACUCUUCUCUCCACCACUUCUUGUCAACAUCUCCUCCAUUCCACGAAGCAAAGUUUAUUACUUCUCUUACUCCACAUGUUCCAUCUCACUCACAGACACAUAGACUGCCAUUUUAUCAACACAUCUCAGUUAGAGGAAUUCAACAGUGCUCUCACACUGUUUCAAGCAUAAUGUCUGGUUAUCUUGAUACGAAACUGUCAGCGGCAAGAAGUGAUGUUUCUGCUGUUCAAGAUAGUCUUGUCCUUCCAAAGUCUUUUCCUAUUGAAGUUCAGUCAUCUGAUAGCAAGAAAUCGUUGGAAAGAGUAAAAGUUUCAAGCUUGUCUGCUCUACAAUCUCACCCUGCCAUUGAACAAAAGCUGUCUUUACUGGUUAAAGAUAUGAAGAACAUCAGCAUUUCUCAAUACAGCCAUGUUUUUGAGCCAGACAGUGUGUCAGAAAGUAUUGAACAGUUGCAGCAACUAUCAGCUUGCUACACAAUGCAACAUAAGCAAACUCAUUCAGACAGUGAUGAUGAAGACGAUGACAUAUAAAGGUAUUUUAUUUUCUAUAGCUGUAUGCAUACAUUAAUUUCGAGAAAUCAUGGCGUUCUGA
This is a messenger RNA of Corticium candelabrum, 1648 nucleotides long. RefSeq names its product protein misato homolog 1-like. NCBI's taxonomy places the organism in Eukaryota, Metazoa, Porifera, Homoscleromorpha, Homosclerophorida, Plakinidae. The coding region runs from base 31 to 1587 and encodes 518 amino acids. Gene Ontology annotation, biological process: mitochondrion organization. Gene Ontology annotation, cellular component: mitochondrion; cytoplasm. The transcript is spliced from 14 exons. The record is from RefSeq and is a predicted model, not a curated record.